UUGAACUUUUGACAUUUAACCCCACAAAAUGUGCUAUGAUGGGAUCUCUUCUUGGACUAUGCUCGGUUCAGAGAUUACGUGGAGGUUCUACCAAAGGCAGACAAAUCAGUUGGAUUUGGACGAAUACAGAACCGGAAACGAAGCUUCCGUUGUGUCCUCUGAUUCCUCCAACCAUAGUGGGAAAGGUUCCUGUAAUGACAGCAGUAUAUAGUUGGGAGUCUCUAGAGGAGAAGUUUCAUAACGUUGAGAUGGGAGGUCGGUACCGCCCCACCCACUGUACAGCCCGUCACAGGGUGGCAAUAGUGGUACCCUUCCGGGACCGAGAGAUACACCUGAAAAUCUUGCUCAACAACCUCCAUCCAUUCCUACAAAAUCAGCAGCUUGACUACGCCAUCUUUAUUGUUGAUCUGAUGCCGGAAGUAACCUUUAACAGAGCCAUGCUACUUAACAUUGGUUUCACAGAGGCCCUUAAACAGUAUGAUUACCAGUGUUUUAUUUUCCAUGAUGUGGAUCUUAUACCUGAGAUGGGACAUAACAUGUACAGCUGUCCAGAGAACCCGCGUCAUAUGUCAGUUGCUAUAGACACAAUGAAUUAUAGAUUGCCGUACAACAAUAUAUUUGGAGGCGUGGUAGCCAUGACAAAGGAGCAGUUUCAGCAGGGUGUAGGCGACCACGGGACAGCAGGAGAUGUUUUCGGGAGUAGACCAUACUCGUGGGGGUAG
This is a messenger RNA of Mizuhopecten yessoensis (Yesso scallop), 722 nucleotides long. Its product is annotated as beta-1,4-N-acetylgalactosaminyltransferase bre-4-like. The record is from RefSeq and is a predicted model, not a curated record. Gene Ontology annotation, molecular function: N-acetyl-beta-glucosaminyl-derivative 4-beta-N-acetylgalactosaminyltransferase activity. The coding region runs from base 36 to 722 and encodes 228 amino acids. Gene Ontology annotation, biological process: carbohydrate metabolic process; glycosphingolipid biosynthetic process. Lineage: Eukaryota; Metazoa; Mollusca; Bivalvia; Pectinida; Pectinidae. The transcript is spliced from 5 exons.